UUCUCUGUCUGUUCCUUUUUCCUCGUUCUCUCCGCCCCUCUCUCUCUCUCUUAACCCAAACAUUAAACAUUAAACACAAACCUCGCCGCCACCGCCACUACAACUAACCUUCUCUCUCUUUCUCUCUCUCCUCGCCACUACCACAAUGUCAGUGUCACACUCCCUCCAACUCCAAUUCCAACUGGUGUCAACCCCACCAUACACCGCACACACCCGCCUCCCAAGUUCCAAACUUUCCUUCCACCGUCACUCAGAUCGGCGAUUUGCCACCAACCACCUCAGCAUCCGCGCUUCCUCCACUUCCGAAGUGUUGGUCUCCGACAACAACGGAGUGGGUCCAGGGUUGUCCUCGGAUUUGAGCUCCAUUGAGGUGGAUGCUGUCACUGAGACAGAGCUCAAGGAGAAUGGCUUCCGCAGCACGAGGAGGACGAAGCUUGUGUGCACCGUUGGACCCGCCACGUGCGGCUUCGAGGAGCUGGAGGCUCUGGCCGUUGGAGGCAUGAACGUGGCGAGGAUCAACAUGUGCCAUGGCACAAGGGAAUGGCAUAAGACCGUCAUCGACCGUGUCCGAAGACUCAACCACGAAAAGGGUUUUGCUGUUGCUAUCAUGAUGGACACUGAAGGGAGUGAGAUUCACAUGGGUGAUCUUGGUGGUGCUUCCUCUGUCAAAGCUGACGAUGGUGAGAUUUGGACUUUCAGUGUUAGAGCCUUUGGUUCAACUCUCCCGGAGCACACCAUCAAUGUAAAUUAUGAUGGUUUUGCUGAAGAUGUCAAAGUUGGGGAUGAUCUAUUGGUGGAUGGAGGAAUGGUUAGGUUUGAGGUGAUUGAAAAGAUAGGUCCCGAUGUUAAGUGCCGUUGUACUGAUCCUGGAUUGUUGCUGCCGAGAGCCAAUCUCACAUUCUGGAGGAAUGGUAGUUUGGUACGAGAAAGGAAUGCCAUGCUCCCUACAAUUUCUUCAAAGGAUUGGUUAGACAUUGAUUUUGGUAUUGCUGAGGGUGUUGAUUUCAUUGCUAUUUCAUUUGUCAAGUCUGCUGAAGUUAUUACUCAUCUUAAGAGUUAUAUUGCUGCGCGAUCUCGUGAUAGUGAUAUUUCUGUCAUUGCAAAGAUAGAAAGUAUCGACUCAUUGAAGAACUUGGAGGAGAUAAUUCAAGCGUCGGACGGAGCUAUGGUGGCACGAGGAGACUUGGGAGCUCAGAUACCUUUGGAACAGGUUCCAUCUGCUCAACAGAGGAUUGUUCAAGUUUGCAGACAGAUGAAUAAGCCUGUCAUUGUUGCCUCUCAGCUACUUGAAUCCAUGAUUGAGUACCCUACGCCUACAAGAGCUGAAGUAGCAGAUGUUUCAGAAGCAGUCAGGCAACGAGCUGAUGCUUUGAUGCUUUCUGGUGAGUCAGCCAUGGGCCAGUACCCUGAGAAGGCCUUAACUGUUUUAAGAAGUGUCAGUUUGAGAAUUGAGAGGUGGUGGAGGGAACAGAAACGCUAUGAAGCUAUGGCACUCCCAUCAGUUGGGACUUCAUUUUCAGAAAAAAUAUCUGAAGAAAUCUGCAAUUCAGCUGCAAAGAUGGCCAAUAAUUUAGAGGUGGAUGCGCUUUUUGUUUACACAAAGACAGGCCACAUGGCAUCUUUGUUGUCACGUUGUCGUCCUGACUGCCCAAUCUUUGCUUUUACAACCACUCCUUCUGUGCGUAGGCGUUUGAACCUUCAGUGGGGCUUGAUACCUUUCCGUUUGAGCUUCUCCGAUGAUAUGGAGACCAAUCUCAACAAAACCUUUUCAUUGCUUAAGGCCAGAAAUCUGAUCAAAUCAGGUGACCUUGUUAUUGCUGUCUCAGAUAUGUUGCAGUCAAUACAAGUGAUGAAUGUUCCUUGAGAAUGUUUCAUUUCUUCUGAAAGCACGCUCUCUCUAUAUAUUGCCCUUGGUUCAAAACUUGGGUUGCUGCUAGAGUGUUUAAAUGGAGCACACCCACUACAUGAAUGAAUUCUGUCAUUCUGUCAUUUUAAAACUAAAGGAUGCAACUAAACUUUGGUUGAAUUUAUGUUUAUGCUACUGGUGUUCUUUAUUGUAGUGCAUACAUGUUAUACACCUUCAAGGCCUACAUAUCUUAUUGCAGUUGAGUGAGGAAAUAUAUUACAAUAUUUACCCUUGUAAGUUAUAAGGAAAAUCUGAAUUUUCUAUGUUAUAUUGUAUCAUUGCAUUAGCUUUUUUAACUUGCUUAUUGUGUAAAACAUGAAGUUUCAAUAAAGAUUCCACAGCAGUCAGUAUGGGACCGUGUCAGAU
This is a messenger RNA of Gastrolobium bilobum, 2272 nucleotides long. RefSeq names its product pyruvate kinase isozyme A, chloroplastic. The record is from RefSeq and is a predicted model, not a curated record. The transcript is spliced from 6 exons. NCBI's taxonomy places the organism in Eukaryota, Viridiplantae, Streptophyta, Magnoliopsida, Fabales, Fabaceae. Gene Ontology annotation, molecular function: magnesium ion binding; pyruvate kinase activity; potassium ion binding. Gene Ontology annotation, biological process: glycolytic process. Gene Ontology annotation, cellular component: cytoplasm; chloroplast stroma. Bases 146 to 1864 code for a protein of 572 amino acids.